Molecule: messenger RNA, 1299 nt
Organism: Angiostrongylus costaricensis
Lineage: Eukaryota; Metazoa; Nematoda; Chromadorea; Rhabditida; Metastrongylidae
Source: the annotation of a GenBank genome assembly
AUGCAUACUCGCCUCAUCUUCCAACCUUCAACGGUAUUUCUUUUGGGUUGUCCGCUUGGUUUGGUGUUGGUGCAACGAAAACUCACCGGUUGUGAUAUCGAGCCUCUUGAAUUCUGCCAAAUGUUCAACUUGUACUACUCAUUAGAUCCAUGUGGCGUGCGCUUGGAACCAGUACUGAAUCAAAGUCUGUGUCUUCUACCACCUGCAAAUGUUCCAAGGUACCAGCGUUACCCGUUAGGCGACGGUCGCUCUCUCUGCUUUGACUCAUCUGUCGAUCAUUCUUCGCUAUGGGGUAGGAAACGAAUGGAUCACGUCUUGUAUUGCCCGUCAGCAAUGAUGGCUCUCCCCUCUUCGGCUCUGCCAAACAUUUUGCACGCUUCCUAUUGGGAAUCAUUUGACACGACUGCCUUCCUCUUACGCGAAUUCGUCCGAAGCGAGGAAACAGUGCCAGCAACGCUGUCAUCAAGUCUCACCCAUUUGCCACUAAAGAUGAACUUGCCACCGUUAAAGUGGAAGAGAAGAAGGACACGAUUUAAGGUAUCAAAUUUAUCUCCUAACCACCGUGCCAACGACGUUUUAGUGAUUGCCGGUAGUGAAGUCACCGUGGCGGCAAAAUUCUGCUACGGGCCAAUGGACUUAGCUGCUCUGACCAGGGAGCAGGUCUCCGUUUUCGUAUGUCCGCAAGGCGGAGACUGGUAUGAAGUGGGCGUUUAUGAUACUGACUCUCAUGGACGACUGGUGGUCUCAUUGGGAAACUCAUUACCAUGUGGUAUUCAUUCUAUCAAGAUGGUCGUACACGGUGACCGAUCAUAUUUGGAUUCAUUGGUAGCUAUCGUUCCGUCGACGACGCACUGUGUAGUUUUUUCCGUCGACGGCUCUUUGACGGCGUCAGUUUCCGUCACUGGAAGAGAUCCACGAGUUCGACCCAGCGCUGUUGACGUUGUGCGAUAUUGGUAUGAUCAGGGUUAUGUGAUCCUUUACCUCACCGCUCGACCUGAUAUGCAACAACGUGUGUUCUCAGCUUGGCUGGCACAACAUUGUUUUCCGCACGGACUUCUGCUCUUCAAUCCAUCAUUUUCAACGGAUCCACUCAAGCAAAAGUCACUUCAUUUGAAACAUAUAAUCGACAUGGGAAUUCGGAUACAAGCCGCAUACGGCAGCAGCAAGGUACUGCGACUUAAUGAAUUUGAGUUAACCUUUAUGGGUUGGGUUCAAAUGGAAUCGAAGCAUAUUUUACAGAUGAUAGCCUACGUUUUGUUUUACUUACUUGUUAUCCGAAAACCUUUCCUUACAAACUAG